Zingiber officinale is the source of this 1056-nucleotide messenger RNA. Its product is annotated as 50S ribosomal protein L3, chloroplastic-like. Gene Ontology annotation, cellular component: chloroplast envelope; ribosome. The transcript is spliced from 2 exons. The record is from RefSeq and is a predicted model, not a curated record. Gene Ontology annotation, molecular function: structural constituent of ribosome. The coding region runs from base 63 to 917 and encodes 284 amino acids. Gene Ontology annotation, biological process: translation. Lineage: Eukaryota; Viridiplantae; Streptophyta; Magnoliopsida; Zingiberales; Zingiberaceae.
UGUGAUGCUCGAUUUCGCUGGAUAAGAAGAUAAGAAAAUCGAACGCCCUCAUCGAAGCAACAAUGGCGCUGUCGGUGACGUGCAGCGGCGUCCGCUGCUCUUCCUUCGCCUCCGCUCGCACCGGGAAACCCGUAUUAUCCCUUCUACCCGGUCCUGCCCCCCUCUCCCCCCGCUUCCCCUUCCAUUCCUUUCCCCGCUCUUUUUCCACCGGAAACCUACCCCACCGCGGCCCUCGAGGAGUGACGGUCAUGAGCAUGGAGGCAGGCAUCGGCGUCAUGGGAACAAAGCUCGGCAUGAUGACGUACUUCGAACCUGAUGGUACUGUCGUCCCCGUAACCGUCGUCGGCUUCCGCGAGGGCAACAUCGUCACCCAGGUGAAGAGCGCUGCAACCGACGGGUACGAUGCCGUACAGGUGGGGUACCGCCGCGUCCGCGACCGGAAGCUCACUAAGCCCGAGAUGGGCCACCUUGAGAAGGCCGGCGCCAUCCCUAUGCGCCAUCUCCAGGAGUUCCGCCUCCAGUCCGUCGAUGGAUUCGAGCCCGGCCAGAGGCUCGUCAUCGAGGAUAUAUUCAAGGAGGGAGACCUCGUUGAUGUCUCCGGCAACUCUAUCGGCAAGGGUUUCCAAGGUGGAAUCAAAAGGCACAACUUCCGUCGUGGGCCAAUGACCCAUGGCUCCAAAAGUCACAGAGCCUUGGGUUCAAUUGGUGCCGGUACUACUCCUGGUCGUGUAUACAAGGGAAAGAAGAUGCCUGGUCGAAUGGGAGGAAACAAAAACAAGAUCAGAAAACUGAAGGUCGUCAAAAUUGACAGUGAACUGCGAGCAGUCAUGAUUAAAGGAGCUGUUCCUGGUAAGCCUGGCAAUCUUCUUCGAAUAACACCUGCCAAAAUCGUUGGGCUAAAUAUACCCAAAAGUUAGCACUUAUUAUCUUGUCAAUGCAAUCGUUAUUAUUAUUUUCUUUGUUGAGAACUGGGUGGCUAAUGUUUUAUUUUUUGAUAUGAAUUUUGUUACCCAAAAGUUAGCACUUAUUAUCUUGUCAAUGCAAUCGUUAUUAUUA